UGGAAUAUGGAACGCCUUUCAACAGGUCUUGAAAGAAGAAGGCUUUUCAGGUACUGUACCUAUCUCUUGUCUUUCGUCGCAUGAUAGUGCUUGGAUAGACUCAACCCCUCCUCCCUCCUUUAUCUCAUCUCUGUUAGCCUUCUACAGAGGCACUUUGCCUGUCCUCUGUAUUGUUGGGCCACGUAUUUCUUUACAGUAUAUGGGGCUUGCUUUUUAUAAACCCAUAUUUGAAAAGUUUGAAAAUCGAGGCAUUUUGCCAGCCCAUAGCUCAGCAGGUUUAGCAGGCAUUUGUACGGGUAUCACCCAGGCACUGACACUUGUAACACCUUUAGAAAUGAUCAAAGUACGUCAGCAAACGGAAAUGGCUGUGCGUCAACCACAUUAUCAAAGAAAAUAUCAUGGCUUGAUCAACACCGCAUCCAUCAUUGUUCAACAAGAAGGCUUUACCGCUCUUUAUAGUGGCUUAUUAGCAACAGUGGCAAGACAAUCAUGGGGCUUGUUGGUGAAAUUCUCUGCUUAUACAGAAUUGAAAGCUCUAUGUCAGAAAAUGUCCAAGGACCCUAACGAGCCUUUACGUCCUUGGCAGCACAUGUUCAGUGGAGGAAUGGCCAAUGUACUAGUGGGCGUAUUGAACUCACCACCGGAUGUGGUUAAAACCAGGAUGCAAGAUAGUGGUAGAUCUUAUACAUCAACGUGGGAUUGUCUUCGAACCAUGGCAAGGCAAGAAGGAUUGACUUCCUUUUUUAGAGGCUCCUGGUUACGUAUUAUAAGGAUUGCACCAGGAGGUGCCAUCCAGUUUGCCUGUUACGAACAGAUCUUGCAUUGGCUGAACAGAAACUAGAAUACACUGUGAUUUUCAGUCGCUCUUUCAAGGCUGCCUCAUCUCACAACGCUUCGAACAGGAGCCACUGCCUAAAGUCUCCUUAGAAUACAUAUUAUACAGCAUAUACAUCAAUAAAUACAGUCGUAUCUUCUUUUCUUGUCAAUGUGUUGACC
Molecule: messenger RNA, 996 nt
Organism: Mycotypha africana
Lineage: Eukaryota; Fungi; Mucoromycota; Mucoromycetes; Mucorales; Mycotyphaceae
Product: mitochondrial carrier domain-containing protein
Exons: 7
Coding region: 200-841 (213 amino acids)
Biological process (GO): fumarate transport; succinate transport
Source: RefSeq, a predicted model, not a curated record